AUGCUGCGCUGGGCUGCCGCUCGCGGCUGGCUCUUGGCCCGAGCCCAGCCCAGCGCCGAGUGUGCCUGGCGGGCCUUCUCCACCCCUGCCGCCCCUGCAGCGGCGGCAGCGACGGGGGCGCACGCCGCCAUCCCCCGCCCCGCCCCCACCCUGUCCCGGCGGGUGCGCCAGCUCAUGCGGGAGUACCGCCAGCUGUCCAAGGCCCGGCUCAGCGCGCUGGUGGUGGCCACCUCUGGCGCGGGGUAUGUGGGCGCCAGCGGCGCCGCCGUCGACUGGCCCGGCCUGGGCUGGACGGUGGCGGGGACCGCGCUGUGCGCGGCCUCGGCCAACGCCCUGAACCAGGUGUACGAGGUGGCCACCGACCGCCUCAUGCGCCGCACCGCGGCGCGGCCGCUGCCCUCGGGGCGCAUGGGCCGAGGCCACGCCCUGGCCUUUGCCGCCGCCACCGGCCUGGCCGGCGUGGGCUUGCUGGCCGCCAAGACCAACGGCCUGACCGCCGGGCUGGGCGCGGGCAACAUCGUGCUGUACGCCGGGGUCUACACGCCACUCAAAGUCGUGUCGGUGGCCAACACCUGGGUCGGUGCGGCAGUCGGGGCGGUCCCUCCGCUCAUGGGCUGGGCGGCGGCGUCCGGGGGUUUGGACGUGGGAGCCGCCAUCCUGGCCCUCGGCCUCUACUUCUGGCAGCUCCCCCACUUCAUGGCCAUCGCCUGGCUCUCCAGGGCGGACUACGCGGCAGGGGGCCACCGCAUGCUGUCCUUGCUGGACCCGACAGGGAAGCGAGUCGCGGCCUGCGCCCUGCGCAACUGCUUCUACCUCUUCCCCCUGGGCAUCCUGGCGGCCUGGCUGGGCGUCACCUCCCCCUACUUUGCCUACGAGUCGGCCUUCGUGACGGCGGGCAUGACGCUGUGCGCCGCCAAGUUCACGUCCUCCCCCACCACCGCCAACGCGCGGCUCCUGCUGCGAGCCUCCCUGCUCCACCUCCCCAUCUUCAUGGGUGCCUUCCUGCUCCACCGCCAGCCCAACACCAGCCAAGAUCGUCCGGGCCUGCUCUGGGACCAGGCCACACGGCUGGGACUGGCCAGGGCACGCACGGAGGGCGAGGGCGUGGCCAGCACAGCGUGGGCUGGCUCGACGGCGCCGAGGGCCAGCCUCUUCGGCUGGCGCAUGGACGAGGAGGGCGUGGCCCCGCCCGUGUCGCUGAUGGUGGCCCCGCGGAUCGGGGGCUUGCCGUCCCUUAGGUGCCCCUCCGUGGCCCUCGCCCAGGGGACCGGGAGCGAAGACCGGGCAGGGGACGACAAGGAGAAGCUGCGAUAG
Auxenochlorella protothecoides is the source of this 1314-nucleotide messenger RNA. Its product is annotated as Protoheme IX farnesyltransferase, mitochondrial. Gene Ontology annotation, biological process: heme biosynthetic process. Lineage: Eukaryota; Viridiplantae; Chlorophyta; Trebouxiophyceae; Chlorellales; Chlorellaceae. The transcript is spliced from 4 exons. The record is from RefSeq and is a predicted model, not a curated record. Gene Ontology annotation, molecular function: protoheme IX farnesyltransferase activity. The coding region runs from base 1 to 1314 and encodes 437 amino acids. Gene Ontology annotation, cellular component: mitochondrion; membrane.